Messenger RNA from Aphanomyces invadans, 1799 nucleotides. RefSeq names its product TKL protein kinase. The transcript is spliced from 2 exons. Gene Ontology annotation, molecular function: protein kinase activity; ATP binding. Lineage: Eukaryota; Oomycota; Saprolegniomycetes; Saprolegniales; Verrucalvaceae. Gene Ontology annotation, biological process: protein phosphorylation. The record is from RefSeq and is a predicted model, not a curated record. The coding region runs from base 63 to 1568 and encodes 501 amino acids.
CUUUGCCGUAACAUCGCGUACAGCUCCGGAACGCCGCCGACGGACGCACGGCGCCGCUUGCCAUGGUCGACGUGUGCCGCCUUGUGAUGGACGAAUACAUCAAGCAGUUUCGCAAUCCGCCUUCGGUGUACAAAACGUGCCCCGAAGCGGCCUUGACUCUCCUCGACAACUUCAAAGUCGACCUCUCCAAGCGCACGACCGAAUGCCAAAUCACUGGGUGCUGGUGGGCAUACUUCAUCACGGCAGGAUAUGUCACCCAAGAAGGCGUGAAUUGCCCCAUCACAGACAUCAGCACCAACACGAUUGUGCCUCCGAACAAAGUGAAUUGCACGGAGGCGGAAUCGCGGCAAACACUCCCUCCAGUGUCCACACGUGCUUAUGAUCCGACGCCUGCCGCAUCGUCGUCGGCUAGUGGAUCGAGCCCCGUUGCAACAUCGACGACUGCUUCCCCAGCCAUUGCGUCCACAGCCGUUGUCGCUAGCUCCGAUUCAUCCGUGACGAUCGUGAUUGUCGUAGCUGCCACCGUGAUCGUGCUCCUCGGAAUCUUCGUUGUCUGGCGACUGCGCGUCGUCAAGCGAGAUCGCGGCGAUUCUUUUCAUCAGCUCCACGACAAUACAAAGCAGACGGCGGAAGUGUCGACCGAGGGUGCCACCACGAAUUUCAACCCCGACACGAGUUUCCUAGCUGGCAGCGAAGACGACACGGAGCUGCUCGCGAUGUGGCGCAUUCCUCCAAAUGAAAUCGUCAUGGAGUGCCGGCUCGCGGAAGGCGCGUUCGGCGAAGUUUGGCGUGGGUCGUACAGGGGCGAGGCGGUGGCCGUCAAAAUGCUGCACAAGCACAAAUCGUCGAUGGCAGACAUCCGCGUAUUCAUCGACGAAAUCAAGCUCGUGGCCAAGAUGGACUGCGAAGCGAUCGUGCAAUUUGUCGGGGUCUCGUACCACCGCCUGGUGGACGUGAAGAUGGUCACUGAGUUCAUGAGUGGUGGGGACCUCCGCACGGUGCUCCACGAGUCGAACGACGUGUCGUUCCCGGUCGCGCAAAAGCUCGAGUGCGCCAUCCGCAUUGCCGACGCGUUGGUGUUCAUGCACGUGAUGGAACCGAAAGUUAUCCACCGCGACCUCAAGUCGCGCAACGUGCUCCUGGACCCCGUCAAAGGGGCCAAAUUGACCGACUUUGGCGUAUCCCGGGAAGCCAUCGACCACGAAACACUAACCCAGGGCGUCGGGACGUACCGAUGGAUGGCGCCCGAGGUGCUAGUCGACGGCCACUAUACGACAUCGGCUGACAUGUAUUCGUUUGGCGUGAUCCUGACCGAGCUCAACACGCAUGAAAUUCCAUACGCCGAUCGGAAAAACGCGACCGGUGGAGCCAUGUCGGACACGGCCAUCAUCGCCCAAGUGAUCCGAGGAGAUCUAAAGCCUUCGUUCCGGCCAGAUGCCGACCCGUGGUUCGUCGAGUUUGCGCUCAAAUGCCUCGACAGCCAGCCCGUGAACCGGCCGACAGCGAUGGAAGCAGCGUACUUUCUUCGGAUGGCGCUGCGAAGGGAGCACGGUAGCAUGCCGAGAUAACACGCACGAAGUCACACUAGAAUCGUCCGUCGUGGAGAUGGUGCAGUUCGUUCGAGGGGCGGCCGUGAUCACGUUUUGUUGUUCCGAGCACUUGGUACAAAACAUCGUGGUGAUAUAUGCACAGCAAUCCCCUCGUCCAUCCGUCAGCAUGCCACAACCGAUCAUGUCUUCGUUUGGAUGGCAAAGUUUGCCUUAAACAUCACGGAUGUUUAUACACUUGUGUGAGUUGCU